This is a messenger RNA of Hippocampus zosterae (dwarf seahorse), 4010 nucleotides long. RefSeq names its product ubiquitin-conjugating enzyme E2R 2 (gene ube2r2). Lineage: Eukaryota; Metazoa; Chordata; Actinopteri; Syngnathiformes; Syngnathidae. The coding region runs from base 623 to 1411 and encodes 262 amino acids. The record is from RefSeq and is a predicted model, not a curated record. The transcript is spliced from 6 exons. Gene Ontology annotation, molecular function: ubiquitin conjugating enzyme activity. Gene Ontology annotation, biological process: ubiquitin-dependent protein catabolic process; protein polyubiquitination.
UUACGGACGUCGAUGACGCGCCGCAGACACGCGCAAUGGUAACCGGAAGCAUCGUUGAGAGGAAAAUAAAUAUCGAUCAAAAUCCCAGUUGGUCUUGAGGGUAAUUUUCACCAGAUGUCAAUUCUUCGCCGUAGAUUCGCAUUCGAUUGCCCUUAACACCACUGUCGUCGGAAGAAACGGUAGCGUGCAGGAAAAAACUGCCCCGUUUGACCGAAGUUGCUCGCUAACUGGUUUAGCUGACGUGGGGAGAAGUUGAGACUGCCAGAGAGCAGAGGGACAAACACAAACAAGCUGGGAUCAGCUGAGCGCCUGUCCGAACCGAACCAGCGGCGCGGGGACAUGUCACGGAGUGCGACUUUGUUCUUCCGAGCCCAAGAAUGAUCCACGGGAGACGGUGACUUCCACUGAAACCAGCUCCAUGUACAAUAUCAACAGUGGCAACACAAAGAAUUUCGGCAGCACCACACGAGGAUCAGCCAUAAGCAGGAGAAGAACAUCCACGGCUCAUGUCAUCACAGUGUGUCACUUUAGCCAAGCACUACCAAUGACUUUGUUGUCUAGUUCUCUGCUCUAACCUCACGAUUACAUAUUGCGUUGCAGGAAGACAGGUGUCAGAAGUGGGAUGAGCAUGGCCCAACAAGCAACCCCUAGUUCCCAGAAGGCCCUGAUGAUGGAGUUGAAGUCGCUGCAGGAGCAGCCGGUGGAGGGCUUCCGUAUCACUCUGGUUCAUGAAUCGGAUCUCUACAAUUGGGAAGUGGCCAUCUUUGGGCCCCCGAACACCCUGUAUGAGGGAGGCUACUUUAAGGCUCACAUCAAGUUCCCAGUGGACUACCCGUAUUUACCGCCAACCUUUCGUUUCAUCACCAAGAUGUGGCACCCCAACAUCUAUGAGAAUGGCGACGUGUGCAUAUCCAUCCUGCACCCUCCGGUUGAUGAUCCGCAGAGCGGGGAGCUGCCGUCGGAAAGAUGGAAUCCGACCCAGAAUGUCAGGACCAUCCUGCUUAGCGUCAUCUCUCUACUCAACGAGCCAAAUACCUUUUCCCCUGCCAAUGUGGACGCUUCGGUGAUGUUUCGCAGAUGGAGGGACAGCAAAGGCAAGGACAAAGAGUAUGCAGAGAUUAUCAGAAAACAGGUGAUGUCCACAGCGGCGGAUGCCGAUCGCGACGGCGUCAAGGUGCCAACCACGCUGGCGGAGUACUGUGUCCAGACCAGGGUUCCCUCUCAGGACAGUAGCUCAGACCUUCUCUACGAUGACCUUUACGACGACGACAUGGAGGAAGACGAGGAAGACGACGACGAGAGCGAGAUGGAAUCGAUAGGCGAAGCCGGAGCGGUGGGUUCCGUGGAGGACGGCGAGACGUCCAACAGAUGUUACGACAACCAGGAUGACUCUGGUAACGAAGAGUCAUGAUGAUCUGGAUCGUUACUGCUCCUUGCCAACUCCCCGAAUCCUUUACCUCGUUGUGUGUGUGUGUGUGUGUGUGUGUACAGUGGGGUCAAAGAUCUACUGCCAAAAACUUUUCAUCAUCUAUUAAACAAUUAAAUAGUCAAAUAAUGUCUCUCCAGUACUUUUUACGUAAGAUUUAAAAAAAAAACAUUGUUGUCGAGUCACCGUUUGCCUUAAUUACUCGCGUGCACAUCGUCUGUAUUGCAGAAACAAUUCGGUGUUUCUUCAACGUACCCUCUGUAAUGUUUAUGAUUUUGAUGUUGGAGGGGGGGGUUCUUGUCAUUGAGGGCGAUUGAGAAAACAUCCUUAUAAACGUUAAACUGGAUAAUGUGACAUUUUUGGUUUGAAGAUAUUCUGGAGAAGCAACUGCUAAUAUGUAUGCUCACUGACCACUUCAUUAGGUACGCUUGCCCUCCGUAAUUGAGAUAGAAUACACCAAAUGAAAAAAAAAUUAUCUUUCCUUAAAAUAUGAUAGUCAGGCUUAGUUUUGACCGACUGCAAAUUUCAUUACCGGUAUCAUUCGGAUUACGAUGCCAAAUGUUGUCGAUCUCUUUUAUGAUGCGUGGAAACGAAAAAUUGAUUUAUGGUGAAUUCGCUGGGUAACCAAAACUGUCUUUUCUGAUGCAGCACCUCAUCACAUUUUGCAGAAGUGUUGAAUGGUCGGCUUGAUGAGUGCUGGUCAGUUGGACCGUUAUCAAAAUGAUGACUGACGUUUAUCUCUUCAAAGUAGCUUUGUCCACCAAUUUCGUCAAUAAUAUUUGAUAAAUGAUGAAAACAACGACCUGGUCGGAUUCUCCCCAGCCCCACUGUUCGUUGUCUGUCUGCUUUUGUGUUCGACGCCAUCCCACGUCUCCCUUCUUGUCAGUUUUUUUUUUAAUGUCCUCCUAAGCGUGUGUUGACUUUUCAAGGAAUGAACGCGAAGAUUGUGGCAAAUGGACAAAGUGACAACGAACGACUAAGCCACCAGGGAGGUCGGCCAAGGGCAAGGUGUCUGACGGGAGUCUAUUUGCUCACGUCUGCAAUUUCGAUGCAAUCAGCAAAACUGUUGACGCAAAGCUCUGUGGUCAACAGCAGCGUCCAUCACCAGUGAUCCCUCAAAAGGGGUGCACAAGCUGAAGACUUUCUCUACACCCCCUCUCCGCCUCUUAAAAAAGCUCAGGGCCUCAAUAGACUUUCACUGAGAGAGGAAAAAAGCAACAAGGGACGAUGGUCACCUGGUUUUCUUUCCUUUUUUUUUUUAAUGUAUUAAGAGGGUAAAUAGUAGCCUUCAGCCCCACAAAACAAGUGUUUACAAGUUUGACGUUGGUCCCAAUUAAAGGUUCCUUUUCAUCCCCAAAUCAUCAAAAUCCAAACAAGCAGAGAAUGUUUUGUUUUUUUUCCUUACGCCAGAGGUUGCUUACAUGAUGUUGUUGAUGUGAAAAUGUUACACUUUUACAACCCGACGCUUUCAUGCUUGGAUGCAACUUCAGUGACAAUAUGGCACCAGUCCGGUUUAUCGGCUGUCAAUCAAGACUAGCCCACACGCAGCUUGGUUUUUGCAUUUGAAUGAAAACGACCACCUUUCAGGCGUGCAAUUACUUUUACGCGGCCGCUAUUUGACUUUGGACACUGGCAGGGUUUGGUCUUGGUGCAGAGUUGCAUCUCAUGAUUCGGUUUGCUCCCAUGACUUUUUGUGUGUUUGCGGUGCAGAACAUUUUAAGAUGUGCCCAGAGGGCAUUGGGCAAAUCUGGCUGGAUUUUAUGCCAAGGAACUGAAGUUGUCUAAUCACUUCAUUUUCUUUAAAGUGGAGCAGCAGAUUUCCAACGUGAAAACAAGGAGUGAAAAUGUUUCCUCCUCUGCUGUGAAAACUCACAAGGACAAAAAGAGGAAAUCAAGCUCCAAAGUGGAUCGUGAAUGGGACUCAUUUUGCGACACUGCCUGACAUUUUGUUAUGUAUUCCCCCCUGAUGUGAUUUUUUUCCCCCCCCACGCCCCGUGAUGAGAACGUUUCACGUGUCUCAUGCGUCUGUUGAAUGUGAAGCUGUCCUCCAACCGCUUGCAAAGUCGACUUCUGUCAUCAAAUGACUCAAGCAACUUAUGAGAAUGUCAUGAAAGCGACGUGGCCAAUUGACGUGAUAGGACUGAUGUUUGACAUUCUCUUAAAGCAGUGGAAGCUAACUGGUUUUCUGGUAUUUUUUAAACUAUUAGCCACAUAUGUGAGUGAUUUCAAGAAAACAGGACGCUUUCUCCAAAUUUCACCAAAAUCAGACUGCAACUUAGUAGCACGUUCAACCCUAUGGAUGUAAAAUGCUGUAUUUGUUUGGCUUUUUCUUUAUUUUGUCCACUCGGUAUGUUAUUGUUUUUGAGGAUGCAAGUGUCACCGAUAAAAAUAUUUCAUCGUAACCAAAAAAUGUCAAUGUUUUGUCCGUGGCCAGGUAGUUUUGCUUUGAGCCCACAAGUCAUAUAAAUACACUGUGCACGAGUCGCUGGUUUCUGAGGGGUUGAAAUAAGGGUUGACUUGCAAAAUGAGGCACAGUUGGUGUGGUAACAUUUGAAAUUCAUCAAUAAAACACUAUGCUAUUGAA